AUGGCGCGGUCAUCAGGUGGCGGUCACCAGGAGCGGUGUACCGCGCCCGGUCCCGCGUCUUCGACAAGACCCGCCGCUUCCAGGCAUCAGCGCGGCGAGGUCAAGGCCGGCGACAUCGUGAUCAUCCGCUACGAGGGCCCCAAGGGCGGCCCUGGCAUGCAGGAAAUGCUCGGGGUGACUGCCGCCAUCGUUGGUCAGGGUCUGGGCGACGACGUUGCGCUGGUAACCGACGGCCGCUUCUCCGGCGCCAGCCACGGCCAUGGUCGGUCACGUAGCCCCCCGAGGCGCGGUGUGGGCCCCAUCGCGCUGCUGCGGGUGGGGACGAAGUGUCACUCUCGACAUCCCGGCCCGCCAGCUCAACGUCAAGCUCACCGAGGAGAACUGACCGACGCCGCGCCACUGGCACCCCUCCCUCCCAACUACACCACCGGCGCCCUGGCCAAGUACGCCAAGCUGGCAUCGUCAGCAUCCGAGGGCGCCGUAACUCGGUAG
Messenger RNA from Geodia barretti, 492 nucleotides. The record is from the annotation of a GenBank genome assembly. NCBI's taxonomy places the organism in Eukaryota, Metazoa, Porifera, Demospongiae, Tetractinellida, Geodiidae.